CAGCCCGACUGACGGUAACGGGGCGCCCGGCGGCUCGGCCCUGCAGCGGGUGCGGGACCGGAAGAUAAACAGCGGCUCAGGCACGACUCUCCCCCGCCUGCGGCUGGUCCGUAGCCACGACUUUUGGGGUCGCAACUGCUCCACCCUGCCGGCUCUCGAAGCGCCCUGGUGACGCUGCAGCAAGCGGGGCGGGUGUUCUUGCUUUCUAACUCAGUUGAGACAAUGACCAACUUUGAAAAGAACUUCCAUCAGGAAAUGGUUUCCCAGCUGCAUAAUUUUGCUGCGGUUGGAGACACAGCCAGGCUGAAAGCAUUGCUCAGCCGUUCUCCAUCACUGCUCAAUGCGACUGCAGGUAACGGCUGGACAGCCCUGAUGUACGCUGCAAGAAAUGGACACUUGGAUGUUGUGCGGAUUCUUCUGGAAGGAGGGUGUGAUAAGUCCAUCGUUAAUAAAUCAAGGCAGACAGCUCUGGACAUUGCUAAAUUUUGGGGGUACAAGCACAUUGCUAAUUUGUUGGCUAAUGCAAAAGGAGGACAGAAGCCUGAUUUUCUGCCAGCUGAAAUGAAAGGAUAUUCAAAUUAUUUUGGCACAACGCUUCUGGACCGAAGAAGUGAUAAAAGAAUAGAUUCCAAGUGGCUAAGCAAAAAGCAGAGCCAUCCAGCUACAGUAUACAUACUUUUUUCAGACCUAAGUCCAUUGGUUACUCUGAGUGGGGGAGCAGAGAAGUUGGAGCAGCCAGAAGUCAGGCUUUGCAGACUGCACCACAAGGAUGUGGAACACUGCAUGAGCCAGACUGAUGAAGUCACCUUGAUUUUUCUUGGAGUUGAUCUGCAGUUGCACACAAGUCUUUUGACUGCUCACAAUGGGAAGGUCCUACAAGAAGGUGAUGAUGAUGAUGGGCUCAUUGCUUGGUUUGCUCUUAGCGUAAAUCCUACUUCUGCUGAGAGAUUUAAACAGAAGCAUGAGGACUGUUACUUUCUUCAUCCACUGAUGCCAGCACUACUGCAGCUACCUGAAAACGAAGCUGGAGUAGUAGCCCAGGCUAGAUCUAUUCUAGCAUGGCACAGCCGCUACCGUUUCUGCCCAACUUGUGGGAGCGCAACCAGGAUUGAAGAAGGUGGCUACAAGAAAACUUGUGUAAAAGAAGAUUGUCCCAGCCUCCAAGGUGUUCAUAACACGUCAUAUCCAAGAGUUGAUCCUGUUGUGAUAAUGCAAGUCAUUCACCCGGAUGGGAAUCACUGCCUUUUAGGUAGACAGAAGAGGCUUCCCCCAGGAAUGUUUAGCUGUCUUGCUGGAUUUGUAGAACCUGGAGAAACAAUAGAAGAUGCUGUUCGAAGAGAAGUAGAAGAGGAAACUGGAGUCAAAGUUGGCCAUGUUCAGUAUGUCUCUUGUCAGCCAUGGCCAAUGCCCUCCUCCCUAAUGAUUGGCUGCUUAGCUGUUGCAGUGUCUACAGAAAUUAGAGUUGACAAGAAUGAAAUAGAGGAUGCCCGCUGGUUCACUAGAGAACAAGUUGUGGAUGUUCUCAUUAAAGGAAAUCAGCGUUUGUUCUUUGUACCACCGAGUCAAGCUAUUGCACACCAGUUGAUAAAACAUUGGAUUGGGAUGAAUGCUAAUCUUUGAAUUAAAUUCUUUCUUCUAAUGAAUUCUAAAAUUAGGAGUGAAUUUAAAAGAACUGCUUAUCUGUUGUUUCUGCAACCACGUGAAUUCUUUCCUUAGGUUUCUGAGAUAUACUACGCAAAUCUUUACAUAUUUUUUUCAGAUCUGAGUGAAAACUGAGGGAAACUCAGUGAAUAUCCCAAGGAAGCAGACAACAUAUAGACAGAAUGAAUAUUUUAUUGUGCCCAGCUACUUUUUUUGCAUGUGUGAUUUUUUUAUCAAAUUACUGUGUCUGUCAUUGUUAUGCUCUUGAUGUUGAUUCUAUCCCUCCCUGGAAGGAGUUACUGCAUUACAGGAAGGCCUAACCUUUACUUUAGUCUGAACUCUGCAUUUAUAUCCUCCAGUUUUCUCAUACUAGUAUUCUCAUUUUUUCCUAUCUCCUCUUUUUAAUUUCUACAUGGCACAGAAAACACAAAUGUUCAGUGUUGAAACUCCUGUCAGUAACAGUUAUUUUUGAGCUAAUAGCACCAUUGAGUGGUGUACCUUUUAUCUCUUACAUGAAGAACAUUCUAAGCAGAACAUUUAUUCCUGCAGAUCCCCCAGUCUGAUUUUGCCAGCAUUUAAUCAGUUGUGUGAACUUGAAUUUAAAUUUCUAACACAGCACUCUGUUUAUGAAAAGUGCACUGGAAAAUCUUUCCAAAAAUCCUAAGUGUCUUUAUAUAAGAUAAUGUACUUAGUGACUGACAGAAAUGGAAUUGCGGAGUAAUGGAGGAGAAAAGUAGAUUAUUUAAAAGACGUGAAAAUAAAUACAAAGCUGUUCUAUAGAAAUUGGGAUGGUAGGUUGUUACUGCUAUUAAGAAUUUACAGUUGAUAGAGUUAUAAUCAACCCCAGCUGUAUGAUUGAGAAGGCAAUAUACUAAUUACUUACUUAAGUGUUUUAAAUGCUGUAGUUCAGAUUUGUGCCUUAAUUUAUUGUUAUUGAAGGAAUAUAAGCUUGUAUGAAAUGGAAAUGGAAGGUUAUAAAAGUAUACAGUUAUUAAUGUCAUUAUUUUAUGAAUCAGUACUCUGUAAUGGUGCAGCAUAUAAAAAGAAAUACAAAUGGCCAGGAGGCAGUGGGGGUCAUAAGAAUUAGCUUACUAUUAAAUAGUGCUUUGUAUGUUCAGAAUAAUAUGAAUAUUUUUUUAAUCAAUGUAAAAUUUGUUUCAAAAUUC
Molecule: messenger RNA, 2807 nt
Organism: Centrocercus urophasianus (Greater sage-grouse)
Lineage: Eukaryota; Metazoa; Chordata; Aves; Galliformes; Phasianidae
Gene: NUDT12
Product: nudix hydrolase 12
Exons: 7
Coding region: 223-1620 (465 amino acids)
Biological process (GO): NADP+ catabolic process; NAD+ catabolic process
Cellular component (GO): cytosol
Molecular function (GO): metal ion binding; NADH pyrophosphatase activity; protein binding
Source: RefSeq, a predicted model, not a curated record